Messenger RNA from Melanotaenia boesemani (Boeseman's rainbowfish), 3817 nucleotides. It is a transcript of the gene ppp2r5eb, whose product is annotated as protein phosphatase 2, regulatory subunit B', epsilon isoform b. Gene Ontology annotation, molecular function: protein phosphatase activator activity. Gene Ontology annotation, biological process: protein dephosphorylation; signal transduction. Lineage: Eukaryota; Metazoa; Chordata; Actinopteri; Atheriniformes; Melanotaeniidae. The record is from RefSeq and is a predicted model, not a curated record. The coding region runs from base 559 to 1998 and encodes 479 amino acids. Gene Ontology annotation, cellular component: cytosol; nucleus; protein phosphatase type 2A complex. The transcript has 14 exons.
UCUGUUAUGUGUGCCAUGGUCUCGACCCAGCAGUGUUGACAAUAGGCUGAAAAGAAGCAGCCCCGAAUCAAAAACGAGCAACGGAAAGCACGAAAAUUCAAGGGGUUGUGUAAGACGAACAGUUAAUUCAAACAGGAAUGUAAAUGCGUGUGCGUAAUAUUUUUUAUAUAGUCGUGUUUUGUUCUUAAUGGGAGUUUGAGGGUUAUUCCGUUGGAAGGAGAGGUGCUCGUGGGUUUGGCUGGUUCAGGCCGAGAUUUUGCUGCUGUUCCGUCGCUGCUGGGGAGAGGCUGUUCGCACCGAGCUGGAGGCAGCCGAACCGUUAGCUCAGAUAGGUAACCAAACAUAGGAGAACUCCUCGUCGCCGUCUCCGUUGCGAACUGCAGAGGAUCAAGGUAAAGUACAACGACUGGAGAGCUCACAACCACUCGGUGGGCUGCACCUUGUCGGGCUCAGGUCGGGACUCGGGACGGUGUGUCUCUCCCAGCCCAGUCGGUCUGUCAGUCUGUGAGCAUUAGCUAACAGUAGCAGCAUUAGCACUGUCCUGUAUUUACAUCUGGGAUGAUGGGUGAUCGUCCAAGCCCGCCCAGCAGGGCUAUGUCCUCGGCACCCACCACGUCUCCAUCUGUGGACAAAGUGGACGGAUUUUCCCGGAAGUCUGUCAGGAAGGCCAAGCAGAAGCGCUCGCAGAGUUCGUCCCAGUUCCGCUCUCAGGGCAAGCCCAUCGAGCUCACGCCCCUGCCGCUGCUCAAGGACGUGCCGGCACCGGAGCAGCCGGAGCUGUUCCUGAAGAAGCUGCAGCAGUGCUGUACUGUUUUUGACUUCAUGGACACACUGUCAGAUCUCAAGAUGAAGGAGUAUAAGCGCUCCACGCUUAAUGAGCUGGUGGACUAUGUGACCGUCAGCCGGGGCUACCUGACAGAGCAGGCCUACCCUGAAGUCGUCAAAAUGGUGUCUCACAACAUUUUCCGGACCCUUCCGCCCAGUGACAGUAAUGAGUUUGACCCUGAAGAGGAUGAGCCCACACUCGAAGCCUCCUGGCCACACUUACAGUUGGUAUACGAGUUCUUCAUCCGGUUCUUGGAGAGUCAGGAAUUCCAGCCCAGCAUUGCCAAAAAGUACAUAGACCAGAAGUUUGUCCUACAGCUCUUGGAGUUGUUCGACAGCGAGGAUCCCCGGGAGAGGGACUAUCUGAAGACAGUCUUGCAUAGAAUCUACGGCAAAUUCCUGGGGCUGAGGGCUUUUAUACGAAAACAGAUCAAUAAUAUUUUUCUACGUUUUGUUUACGAGACGGAGCACUUCAACGGCGUGGCGGAGUUGCUGGAGAUCUUGGGGAGUAUAAUCAAUGGUUUCGCUCUGCCUCUGAAAGCAGAGCAUAAACAGUUUCUGGUCAAAGUGUUGAUUCCCCUCCAUACUGUCAGGAGUCUGUCCCUCUUCCAUGCACAGUUGGCGUAUUGCAUUGUACAGUUCUUAGAGAAAGACCCAACAUUAACAGAACCAGUUAUCAGAGGUUUACUGAAGUUCUGGCCGAAAACCUGCAGUCAAAAAGAGGUGAUGUUUCUAGGAGAGCUGGAGGAGAUCCUGGACGUCAUCGAGCCCACACAGUUCAUCAAGAUCCAGGAGCCCCUUUUCAAACAGAUCUCCAGAUGUGUGUCCAGCCCACAUUUCCAGGUUGCAGAGCGAGCUCUGUACUACUGGAACAACGAGUACAUCAUGAGUCUGAUUGAGGAGAACUCCAGCGUCAUCCUGCCCAUCAUGUUCGCCAGCCUCUACAGGAUCUCUAAAGAGCACUGGAACCCGGCCAUCGUGGCGCUGGUGUACAACGUACUGAAGGCCUUCAUGGAGAUGAACAGUACCUUAUUCGAUGAGCUCACAGCCACUUACAAGUCGGACCGCCAGCGGGAAAAGAAGAAGGAGAAGGAGCGGGAGGAGCUGUGGAAGAAGCUGGAGGACCUGGAGCUGAAGCGAGGCCUUAGGAGCGACGGGAUCAUCCCGACUUAACAAAGACAACGCUGCGCUCCCCCCUUCCUCCUCUCCCCAUCCGACUCCCCCUCUCCUCCUUCCACAUCGGCUACGUCUGCCCAGAGCUCCUGAUACAGCCGUGGUCUCCGGAUGGACCCGGAGCGCCGCUGGUUCCUUCAUUGUUUUUGUUUCCUUAUUGUUUCUCCUGUGUUUGUGCGACUUACUUUACAGUAGAUUCAUCACGUCUGUUUUCAUUAUUUCAACAGCACUGUAAAUAAUUUUCUUUUUUUCCCUUAAGCUGAUAUUAUUGCAGACAGAAAAACAAAACAAUAAUAAUAAUAAAAAAAGAAAAAAAUAGAAAAUGACUUGUAUGGGAGGGGGAUUUCAACAAAAAAAGAGAAAACUUUUUGGACUGUGUGACAUGAACUGAAAAACAAGAAAACAAAAUGAGAAGAUGGGUUGAAUUUGAGCUUCAUCUCACUCCUCCUCUUCACUACAGUCCCACAUGUCCGUUUUCUUUUCCUGGUUCUCCUCUUUGCGUUUCCUCUUGUUGCCUCUAUCUUUCUGUUCUCCUGCCCUCCUAUUGGUCAUAUCCACCCAGACUGAUUAGGAGUAACUUGAAGGACGCCUCCAUUCAUCUCUUUAGCCUCCGCCUACCCUCUCCACAGGUUCUCCAUCCUGUUAUAAACAGGCAAUAAACCAAACAUACAGGGACUUCAACAUUUACAAACCAUCAUCUGAGUGUGUUUACAUGCACAUUCUGCAGCGUCGCUGCAGAUGAUAAAACGUGUAUAUUGUGUAUAUUUCUCCUGCCUGAAUGAGUUAAAUAUGAGAUUAGCGUCGAAGUCUUAAUGGGUUGAUUUUUAGUUUUAGGGAAGAAAAAGGACCUUAGAUAACAUUCACCACAUUUUCAGUCCACCUGGACAGCUGUGUUCUUACUUCUAAAGCCAUGAAUGGUUUCCCAUGUGAAUCCUGAUCAAACGUCUCCUCGGUGCCAGUAGACCGGUAGACCUAGCGACGGGAAACUAGGCGAACUUGAACAUGGCGUUAGGGUCAGCCUCUCCUGGAUUUCCAGAUCCUCCUACCACCUGGUUAAAUCCUGAUGUUGUGCAUGUAAACACACUCUGUACAUUUCCCCUUCCAGCUUUUAUUUCUCUGACCUUUGACCCCCCCCUCCAAACAGACCGGAUUUUGUUGGUAACAGUCUGGAACUGGUACCAUCCUGCCUAACCAAGACUUAAAACUAGAGGAGCACCAUCACCUUCCUCCUCUUCAGUCCCCGCCCCCCAUCGGGGGGUGAUGGGGGCGCUGCGUUGGUUUCCAGUAUUACAGCAGAGACGAAGGACGACCUGUACAUUAUUGAAUGCAGUACUCUGAUCUGUAUCUUGUAGUAUGUUAGCCUUUGUUUUUGUUAGCAAAGCGUGGAGGAGAAUCCAGUAUAUAAGAGGUAUUAUGGAACAAGACUUCCUGGUAUUUAUGAUCGUGUUUCCCCUUUCAGUCUGUUUUUUCUUUCUGUCUCACUCCUCUCUCUUGGUUUUUAUCUUAUUUUGGAUAUUUUGAUGAAGUUUCUUUUGACCAUUGGAUAUAUUAUUAUUUUUUAGUUGGGGAGGGAGGGAAUUGCCGGGUAGGGGUGGGUAGACGGGGCGAGGGGCAGGGGGGUGAGGAGGGAAGGCAUGGAGAGACCACUUUGUCUUGUUUGGGAGUAUUUUUGACAGUGACCCCCCCCCCCUCGCCAGAAUUACUGUGUGCUGUAGAAUGGCCCGAAUAUAACAUGAUUUAAAAGCUGAGAAACAGAUAAAGGGUUGGAGAAAUACAGAUGUUUAAUUAUUUUAAAAAAAUAAAGAGAUAUUAAAUUAAA